Molecule: messenger RNA, 876 nt
Organism: Trypanosoma rangeli
Lineage: Eukaryota; Euglenozoa; Kinetoplastea; Trypanosomatida; Trypanosomatidae
Product: leucine rich repeat protein
Exons: 1
Coding region: 1-876 (291 amino acids)
Molecular function (GO): protein binding
Source: RefSeq, a predicted model, not a curated record
AUGGCAGGGGUUCUUACGGAGAACUUGGUGCUGCAGAAGACUAAGGUGGACAACAUCCAGCGUGUGCGGAAGCUAAACGUAUGCGCAGCGCAACUCAGCGACAUUGGCGUGCUGAGACGUGCAAACAACCUCGAAGUGCUCUCUCUUAGUCUCAACGAGCUCAGUGAGCUUGGGGUUCUUGAGAACUGCCGCCGACUGUGUGAGCUGUACCUCCGCAAAAAUCGCGUGGAGGACCUCAAUCAGGUGCUUCACCUCUGUGAUAGUAACUACCUGACGGUGCUAAAUCUCGCAGAAAAUCCCAUCUGCCAGGACCCAAAUUACAGACGCUUUGUCAUUGCCGCUAUUGGAAGCCUGCAACGCCUGGACGACGUCGACAUUCUGCCGCAGGAGCGGGAAGAGGCGUACACGGUGUUUCCGAACCUUCGGACAAUUGCCCCGCCCCCAUCAAUGUACUGCGAUCCUGCCAAGGGAAAGGUGCGACCUGCAGUAAACCAUAUGGCUCUCCACGCAGCAGCGAGGCAUCCGGGGCCGAAGUCUCGUCAUAACAGCACCUCCGAUUACUUUGAUGAGAAUUCUGUGCACGGUAACGGUGGCCGACGUACCCCGGUGGCCCGCAGUCCCACAAAGGGUCAUUUGGCAAAACGGAGGACCACGCGUUUAGAGUCUCCGCAAUAUUCACAACAUGACUCGGUACAGCGCGUGUUUCACGCCAAGAGGGCGUCCUUUAGCAACGGUGGGAUGGGUUCGAUGCAUGUGCCAUCGCUUCAAAUUGGCCCAACUGAAUCAGGUGUUGUGCAGGCAGUAAAGGUGCUGCUCUCAGAGCUGAGCGCGGAUUCACUGGAUGAAGUACGCCGCUUCAUCGAUGCGUUGAAGUGA